Messenger RNA from Ricinus communis (castor bean), 1408 nucleotides. Its product is annotated as primase homolog protein. Lineage: Eukaryota; Viridiplantae; Streptophyta; Magnoliopsida; Malpighiales; Euphorbiaceae. Gene Ontology annotation, molecular function: 5'-3' DNA helicase activity; single-stranded DNA binding. Bases 113 to 1228 code for a protein of 371 amino acids. The transcript has 13 exons. The record is from RefSeq and is a predicted model, not a curated record.
ACACGGCGAGAGAGAGAGAGUAGAGAAAAUAUCUCCGGAAAAUAGAAACCAAAAGAACUGUUUUAUCUGUGAAGAGUGUGUAGUCAACUGAAAAAAACCGAACGAAGAGCAAAUGCCAAUUGCUCUGACGAAUUAUUGCCAUCUUCCUUCUAACAAGAAUUGGAUGCCACUCAUUUUACCCAGAAGAAGAUUGGCUCUUGUUGGGUCUCGCUUUCUUUCUUUCCAUGCAAACGUCAUGCCCCCAAUUCUAGUAUCAGCUAAUGGGAAAGAGUUAGAAGUGGAUAAAGUUAGUGUCUUGAAGAAGAAAAUGGAGUUUCUUGGAAUUAACUGUGACCGUUCUUCCAUACCUGGAAAAUUCAGUCACUUGCUUUGUCCCAAGUGCAAGGGUGGCAAAUCAGUGGAGAGGAGUUUGUCUUUACAUAUCAUCCAAGAUGCGGAUUUUGCAAUGUGGAGAUGUUACCGUACUUGUUGUGGAUGGGCAGGACAGGCCUUUGCAGAUGACAGGGCGACUAACGAAGGAAUGAACAUAAUGUUAAAAGUCAAUACCUCUAGGCAAACGACAUCAGAGGGCAUAGCACUAGAACCACUGGGUGAGAAGCUAAUUGCAUACUUCAGUGAUAGAGGGAUAUCUAAGGAAACCCUUCGGAGAAAUUCUGUCAUGCAGAUGGCUGCUGAUCAGGAUGUCAUUGCUUUUACUUACAGACAAAAUCGAGUUCUUGUUGGUUGCAAGUACCGGACAACGGAGAAAAAGUUUUGGCAGGACAAGGGCACAGAAAAAUGGUUAUAUGGGCUGGAUGACAUAAAUGAAACCACAGAAAUUAUAAUUGUUGAAGGGGAAAUAGAUAAGCUUUCAGUGGAGGAAGCUGGCUUUCGGAAUUGUGUAAGCGUUCCUGGCGGUGCACCACAAGUUGUUUCCACUAAAGAUGUGCCACCAUUGGAAAAUGACAAAGCAUAUCAAUAUCUGUGGAACUGCAGAGAUUACUUGGAUAAGGUUUCUCGCAUUAUUCUGGCAACUGAUGGUGACGUGGCUGGGCAAGCGUUGGCUGAAGAGUUAGCACGCCGGCUAGGAAAAGAAAGAUGUUGCAUUGUACGAUGGCCGAAGAAAGAUCACUCCCGCUGUUUCAAAGAUGCAAAUGAGGUUCUGAAGUGUUUAGGGCCAAUUGCUCUGAAGGAAGUAAUUGAAACUGCAGAGCUAUAUCACUCGCAUGCCAUAAGUCAGGCUAUUUAAAUUUUGUGCUUGAGACCAAAAAAAAUAAAUAAACACAUUCCAUAUAAAGUAGAGGGAUUGUACACAGAUUUUGAAGCCAUUGGCAGGGAUUUGAAGAUUUUGCAGAACUGCAUAUGAGACCUACAUGUAUCACCCAUUGUUAUCCUUAUUGGUAAUGAAGAAAGGAUAUCAUUGAUCUGA